AUGGCACAAGUCAUGGCGCCAAUUUCGCCAUUACAUCUAUCUGUCCCUUCCCAGAAGGACCCAUCGGUCAAGAGAACGAGAGGGAACCCGCAGCAAAUGCCGUUAAAUGCUCCUUGCAAGAAACCGUCUCCAGAGAAACCCGGGGCACACCCAUUAUCUCCUACCACUACCAAACCGGUUCCCAGAAAAUCCACUCGCAGAACAUCAACGUUACAACAGUCCACUCCUCAGGAGUCAUCAUCGCAAAUAUCUACUUCAAAAAAGCGCAGCAGAGAAUUGGACCCGGAAUGCCUUCGAAUACCAUGCCUGAAUGAGCUAGGGCUCUACGCUUUCCCUACCAAGGGUGACGGCAACUGCCUCUACUAUGCCCUCUCUGAUCAGAUGUUCGGAAACACAGAGCAUGCCGACGAAAUUCGUCUUCGACUCGCGAAUCAUAUUUCUACACACAAGGAUUACUUCAUAAACUUCAUCGCUGCUGUCGGUGGAGAGCGUAGGGCUCCUCGACGGGCAGCCGCGUCUAGAUAUUCCUCCUCCUCUUCCUCCUCUUCGUCCGCGAGCCCAGCCCCUCCUUCGGCAGAAGACAUCGAACGUAGCUUCGAAUCAAAGUUGGAAGAGUCCCGGAAGAAUGGUACCUGGGGAGGAUCAGAAGACAUCCAGGCAUUCUGCCAGUCGUUCAAAGUCGACAUCCGCGUCUAUAGCACUCGAGGCAUCCAGACUUUUCGCGACGUCUAUGCUUCACGCAGUGAAGAGAGACCAAUCCUCCAUAUUGCAUUCCAUGACUUCAACCAUUAUUCUUCUGUUCGGCAUGUGGACGGUCCACACAUUGGACUACCCCGCAUACCAACUGAUUUGAAGUCAGGUGGGCGAUCUUCGCAUGCCUUGUCUCCUGUAUGCACUGGAGCGAAGCGCUCUGUCGACGAGAGCGAGGAAGAAGAACCGCGGCCGGCUGUGCGCCGCAAGAGGACCCGAAUGGAGCCUUCCAAGCCCACACUGACGAUGAAGUUGCGUAGUCAGUCUCCCUCUCGAGCUUUAUCUCCUUCGUGCACCAGCACAAAACGCUCCACUGAUGAGAGUGUGGAUGAAGAUCCUCGCCCGGCUGUUCGCCGUCGGAGAACUUGCACCAUCAUCAGCGGCUGA
Aspergillus clavatus NRRL 1 is the source of this 1137-nucleotide messenger RNA. Its product is annotated as putative OTU-like cysteine protease. The record is from RefSeq and is a predicted model, not a curated record. The transcript has 3 exons. Bases 1 to 1137 code for a protein of 378 amino acids. Lineage: Eukaryota; Fungi; Ascomycota; Eurotiomycetes; Eurotiales; Aspergillaceae. Gene Ontology annotation, molecular function: cysteine-type deubiquitinase activity. Gene Ontology annotation, biological process: protein deubiquitination.